GGUUUGGAUCUGCUGAAACUGCUUUGCUAGCAAGAUUUGCAAUCAUUUGCACAAAUGCUUUACAUUAAGAGAUACUAAAGCCAAACUGUUGUUUUUUUUUUCCUUCUUCUGUUGUACAGAAUCCUAAUGCACAUCCGCGGCCAACCUCCCAGGAUUUAGCAGGGUUUUGGGAUAUGCUGCAGUUAUCCAUAGAAAAUAUUAGUAUGAAAUUUGAUGAACUUCAUCAGUUAAAGGCCAAUAAUUGGAAACAGAUGGAUCCUCAUGACAAGAAGGAGAGAAGGGUCCCUCCUCCAGUGCCAAAGAAGCCAUCGAAAGGUCAGGUGCCGCUCAUCCGGGAACGCUCUCUGGAGAGCUCGCAGCGUCAGGAGGCCCGCAAGCGGCUGAUGGCUGCCAAGCGCGCGGCGUCCGUCCGGCAGAACUCAGCCACCGAAAGCGCCGAGAGCAUUGAGAUAUACAUCCCCGAAGCCCAGACCAGGCUAUGAAGGGAUCCGACCAGGAGGACUCUCUCUGGCAAGACAAGUCUCCUGUACAAUCUGCCCCUCUAGGCUCCUGCUCCAGGUCACCGCCACCAAGUAUUUGUACCUCCUCCUCCCUCUGCUCCCCCCCUCUCCCCACUCUCUGUACACAGUCCCGGUGACCCCGAUGAAUCCCACCACCGUGCCGUAGUUGUCGGUUCUCCGAGAGAUUUCCUCUAACCACCCUUGCUUCCUGAAGGUUUGCCCAUGUCACCAUGAUGCUUUGUCACAUGUACUGAUGCUGCCACCUCGCCUCAUGUAAACGAGUACAAUCCUUUUUCUGUUUGAAGUGAAUAAACGCGGCGCUCGGAUCCCCAUGCAUACGCGCACCUGUACAGUAGGCUCCAUUUAACCCACCCACGACCUUUAGUUGAUCUAAAGCUAGCCUGUUACCUAGUGUACAGCAAUAUCCAACCGCAGGGGAUUUUGGAAAUUUCAGUCACGCAGGGUGAUCCUUUUGGACUCUGCCGUCUUCCUCAUAAAAGAUGAAAGGAGCUAUGACUCGGAUUCCCCUUUUGUUAUCUUUUUUUUUUUUUUUAAAGCAGAUGGCGCACUUUAUUCUAAACCUCCAAAUCACACCUUCUCACCUGAUUUUAAGGAGUCACCAAGGGGGGAGCAGUUGGGGUGGGAGCGGGGAGGAGGGUAAAAACACAGACCUGGGGGUGAGAAAUGAAAGCGUAUCCCGCAGGUGGGAGGGUGAGGGAUAGAAAGAUCCCAAGGAAAGAUGCCUGCACACUCACAGCUGCACAAACUGCCUCAUUUUUAUUUCAUCAAUCACUACUUAAACAUUUCAAUCAGCAGAAGAUUGUAAAUUCGAUCUUCCAGGGAAAUAAUCUAUUUUGAAAGGCAAUAAAAGAGUGAAAAGGAAGGAAAUAAGAAGCAAGGACAGUUGAAGAUAAUAUAAAAGAAGGGUUUUCUUGUCCAAGUAUUAAGAAUUUUUAAAAUUGUACUGUAUUGUCAAUUCCUCUUGUAUUGUAUUGUAUGGAUUAUAUUG
This is a messenger RNA of Meleagris gallopavo (turkey), 1509 nucleotides long. NCBI's taxonomy places the organism in Eukaryota, Metazoa, Chordata, Aves, Galliformes, Phasianidae. The record is from RefSeq and is a predicted model, not a curated record.